AUGUCGUCCCAGCUUUCUCUCCCAACUCUCGACAGGCUCGGUAGCACGAUCCCAGAUGACCUCGACGUUCAGCAUGUUGCACAACAAUGGUUCAAAGCCUUUUCAGCAGGCAUGAUGGCAAGAAGGCCAAACGCCGUUGGUUCUGUCUUAGUGGAUGAUGCAUUCUGGCGUGAUAUGUUCGCACUGACAUGGGACAUGCGUACAUUCCAAUCUUCCCCAGUUAUCGAGCGUUUCCUUACCGACCAGCUGAGAACCUUCAGUCUAUCUUCUUUCAAGCUCAGGAAGGAGCUAGUACGCUUGGAGAGACCUUAUCCAGACUUGGCUUGGAUUCAAGGAUUCUUUGAUUUUGAGACUCAAGUUGGGAUUGCAUCAGGUGUUUUCAGGCUCGUUCCGUUAUCCAACGGAGAAUGGAAAGCACACGCGAUUCUCACAAACCUCGAGGACUUGAAAGGCUUCCCAGAGAAGAUUGGGUCGUUGCGCAACUUUCAGCCGAAUCAUGGCAAAUGGGCUGAUCAGCGCGUUCGCGAAAAGGAAUUCGCUGACGCAGAUCCCCAGGUAGUUGUGAUCGGUGGCGGACAGAGUGGUUUGGAGGUAGCAGCACGGCUAAAGGCCCUUGAUGUGAGCGCACUCGUGGUGGAGAAACAUGAAAGAAUAGGAGACAACUGGAGGAAGAGGUAUGAGGCGUUGUGUCUGCACGAUCCAGUUUGGUAUGACCAUAUGCCUUACCUUCCUUUUCCACAGACGUGGCCCGUGUAUAGUCCGGCACUCAAGCUUGCGGACUGGCUAGAGUCUUAUGCACACACUCUCGAGUUAAACGUGUGGACUUCUUCGGCUGCCACCAGUGUCACUCCACUUGCGUCUGGAUCCAAGCAUAAGUGGCGUGUAGUUGUGAACCGUCAUGACGGGCAGGAAAGAGUAUUGAACGUCAAUCACGUCGUUUUUUGUAUGGGAUUUUCAGGAAAGAUUCCAAAUAUGCCGACGUACCCUGGAAUGGACACGUUCAAAGGUCAGAUCCUGCAUUCAACUAACCACAAGAAGGCCUUGGAUCACAUUGGGAAAAAGGUUGUUGUCAUCGGCGCCUGCACUUCCGCACACGAUAUUUGCUCUGAUUAUUAUGAGCAUGGUAUUGACGUGACAAUGUGCCAGCGUGGGCCUACUUAUAUCAUGACAACGAAGGAGGGAAUGCCUAGAUUAUUGUGUAUGUCAAUUUACUGGGAUGGGGGUCCACCUACGGAGAUUGCAGACAGGAUAAACGCAUCAUACCCGAACUACCUCCUUAAGCUCAUGCAUGUUCGAGUAACGAAGGAUAUUGCCGAGGCUGACAAGGUCCUUCUGUAUGGUCUUCAGAAGCGCGGGUUCAAGCUAACAUUCGGCGUGGACGACUCUGGUUUUCUGCUACUGGCGUUUGAAAAAUCAGGAGGUUACUAUCUGGACGUCGGUGCUUCGCAGUUGAUCGUGGACGGCAAAAUCAAACUGAAAUCUGAUAGCCCUGUCGCGAGGUUUACCCCUUCAGGACUCGAAUUCGAAAACGGGUCAACACUCGAUGCGGACGUCGUUAUUUUUGCCACUGGGUUCUCCGAUGUGCGCUCGUCAUAUCGGGAAGUUUUAGAUGACGCGAUUGGUGAUAAGCUAAGUCCGAUUUGGGGUCUCAACGCAGAGGGUGAAUUCAACUCGGCUUGGCGUGAGGUAGGAGCAGAAGGGAUCUGGUGUAUGAUGGGUAAUCUUGCUUUGUGUCGAUUCCAUUCGAAACAUCUUGCCCUUCAGAUCAAAGCGAAAGAAGAAGGCAUUUUUGGGACGAGAUAUACUGACUCAUGGUUGUCUGAGCAUCAUGACGUGCCGCGUGCCAGACUGUAA
Serpula lacrymans var. lacrymans S7.9 is the source of this 1854-nucleotide messenger RNA. RefSeq lists its product as uncharacterized. Bases 1 to 1854 code for a protein of 617 amino acids. Lineage: Eukaryota; Fungi; Basidiomycota; Agaricomycetes; Boletales; Serpulaceae. The record is from RefSeq and is a predicted model, not a curated record. The transcript is spliced from 12 exons. Gene Ontology annotation, molecular function: NADP binding; flavin adenine dinucleotide binding; N,N-dimethylaniline monooxygenase activity.